AUGGGAAAUGACGGGACUAUUGUGCAGAUCCCAGGAUCCCAAAAAGAAUACCGCGUGCCCAUAAAUGUUCGAUUUUCGAAGGGUAUGGGGUCCAGCGGACAAGCGAAUUCCCUGAUCUGUGAAUCAGGCACAAAGAUGGCACACCGGUUCACUGCCGAGGCAUCCCUAACGGCUCAAUAUGCCGGUGUCAGCGCGUCAGCGUCAGCGCAAUAUGAUUAUGGGCGAGUAUUCAAAGUUGACAGCCUGUAUGGAAUGUACAGCUUCAACCAGGAGACUUACCAUGCAUUUUUGGCUGAUGCGGCCACGAAUGAGUUUCUUAAUCAGAAUUUGACCGAAGACAUUCGAGGCCUCCCACAAUGGGACCCUAACACAAGUUUCGAGAAGUACUCUAGCUUUUUCGAGGAUUGGGGGACUCACCUAAUUGUCAGAUGCACAGCUGGAACACGAUACCAGCUCUGCAUUGAGAAAGAAAAUAUGAAAGAGGAGAGAAAAACGGCCUUUGCAGCAAAUAUCAAUUUUGAAUAUAAGGGCAUAGUAUCCGCUGAGGCAAAAAUUACCAACCAGCUUGAGUACGACGAGUAUCGCAACACCCGUCGAUACCAGUGCAAAGUCCUCGGGGGCAACCCUGCGAACAACGGAAACCUAGCACAGGACCCAACUGAUAAGGACAAGUUCAUUGCGUGGCAGGGUAGCCGGAGGAACGCCGAGGAUGACGCGAUAGUCAAUAUGGAAGUGCAAAGCAUUGGCCAAUUUCUCAAGGGCAGCCGGGUUCCUGAGCUGAAAGAUCAAUCGUUGCGCCUUAUACAAGCAACUGAGUAUCUCUCGAAAUUCCGGAAGCUCAAGGGAGUGUUCUCUGCGAUUGACAUGGUUUCGGAAUUUGAUCAGGCUGAACUCAAAGUCGAUGCUCCACCUGGCAUAAACAUCAAAGCCACCAGUGUAUCCGAUGGCUGGGAAGCCACAUCACUGGCCCCUAAUCAUUUGAAGUUUCAACAUUCACUGAGGGGCUCAACCCUGUUCGUGGAUGUCGAGAUCUAUGCUCCCAUGGUGGCAGUUGAUGUUACGGCUGGAGCAAAUUGCAAAGACAAUGUGGCGAGACUUGCUCUCAGUCCCACUGGGGGAAAAUAUCGAACAAUCAUCUAUGGAAAGGGAGCCCACAAAACUCGUGUGCCUCGCUUGGACGAACCUGGAAAAUGGUUUGCUCCGCCAGCCAACUGCCAUGGAUGA
Messenger RNA from Penicillium longicatenatum, 1224 nucleotides. RefSeq lists its product as uncharacterized. The record is from RefSeq and is a predicted model, not a curated record. Lineage: Eukaryota; Fungi; Ascomycota; Eurotiomycetes; Eurotiales; Aspergillaceae. Bases 1 to 1224 code for a protein of 407 amino acids. The transcript has a single exon.